AUGGCUCGUUUUCUUCAGUUCGGUGGUUCUGCUCUCUGGCUUUCAAAAUUCCAUCGUUUGUGUUAUGUUUUGAGGAUGGCGUCGGGUCUCGUUGUGGUGGAGCUUAAGUGCAAUUUCGGUGGCUCGACAUGGCUAAUCUCUUCGCCUUCUCUUCGAUUUUAUCCGACCCAGGAUUGUAGUUUUGUCUUCUAUGUGGCUCUCCGGUUCGACGGUGGUCUGAUGGAGUUUCGUCAGUACUUUCUCUACCUAGUUCUAUCUUUGUUACUGAGUUUCCUGGCUCAUCUCCUUCCCGACUCUGGCUGCUUGAGGCGGUGGUUGUUUCGGGAACUGUGCCCUCUGGUUUCUUUGUGCUCUAGUGGGGCUUUGGUUGCUCCGGUUGUUUCUCUCUUGGGCCUUGUUUGGGUUAGAACCUGUGGAUUCGCGGUGACCUUUGUGGUAGAGCUUGUUGCCUUUUAUUGGUUCUUCUCCAGCUCAUCCUUGUCGGUUUGCUUGGCGUUUGGUGUGAUUGUUGGUGUUUUUGUUCUGGUGCGAUGGUUCGUAGCCAAUGUGGUUGAGUGUUCUUUGUCGAGCCUCUCUGUUUGUUUGCUGUUGUGGUCUCUUGUGCUUAGUGUUUCGCUAGGUCCCCUCAUCUGGUAUCAAGACGAAGCAAUGGUAUCGGUCUCCAGCUCUGCUCUUGUGAGGAGGUGGCUAGUGCGUGUUAGAUAUGGUUUCCUUCUUAAGCGUUUUCCUAACGGUGGUCAAGCUUGCGCUUGUUCCUUGGCACGGGUUAGGCAUCAAAUGGUUCCAUGGGAAGUCUGGUUGCUUCGAUGA
Messenger RNA from Arabis nemorensis, 810 nucleotides. The record is from the annotation of a GenBank genome assembly. Lineage: Eukaryota; Viridiplantae; Streptophyta; Magnoliopsida; Brassicales; Brassicaceae.